ACGACCAGUAUCAUGCUCUAGUACGUUCUGGUUGCACAUACUAUGCUUCUUUCAACAUGCGCUGGUCGUUCCAGCAGGCCGCGCAUGAGCUCUGUUAGGAUUGCAAAGCUUCGGGCGCAUUGCCGUCCGGAAUCUUUAGCACCAAUCCAAUGGAGAUUCUACGCGACAGAGACUGCUGUGCCGAAAGCAGAGCGCUCUGAAGGGUCGGCAUCACGCUUGAAAAACUCGAAAGCUCGGUUCAAUGAAAUAGGGGUCCAACAACUCAGCAGCCAUGUCUUCUCCCAGAUCUUUCCCGUUAAAAGCCCGCCGCCUCCUCAGGAACUGGUGGACCUCUCGAAGGACCAUCUGCGGCGGCAUGAUUUACUAGGGAAGAAUACAGACAAUACCCCACCCAUUUCGUUUGACCUCCCGGAGUUGCAAGGAACCACACUUGACGAACACUUCUAUAAACUUGGCUCAGAUGCGGCGGAGCCAUAUCUCACAAAGGCGAAGCAAUUCACACGAGCGAAUGCCCCUCCGAAGCCGCGGAAAUGGGUACAGAGGAGUGGAUGGACAAAAUACUACAGCGACGGCAGGACGGAGGCAGUGGAUGCGCCCCAGGAGGAAAUGCUGUGUUUCGAUACUGAGGUUAUGUGGAAAGAGAGUUCAUUUGCUGUAAUGGCAUGUGCUGUUAGUCCCACGAAUUGGUACGCCUGGUUGUCGCCGUGGUUACUUGGGGAAUCGGAGAACGACCGACAGCUCAUCCCCCUUGGAGAUCCGACCAAGCCUAGGAUUAUCGUCGGACAUAAUAUUGGCUACGAUCGGGCGAGAAUAGCUGAGGAGUAUGAUAUCAAGCAGUCGAAGAAUUUCUUCCUAGAUACAAUGUCUUUGCACGUAGCCGUUAAUGGGAUGUGCUCCCGCCAAAGACCGACGUGGAUGAAGCAUAGGAAAAAUCGAGAAUUGAGGGAUAAGAUUGCCGGGGAGACAGAUAAUGCGGAAUUGGCGACCUUGCUCGGCGACAAAGCUUUGACUGAAGAGGAGGAAGACUUGUGGGUUGGGAGAAGCUCAGUCAAUUCAUUGCGGGAUGUGGCAAAGUUCCACUUAGAUGUCACAAUCGACAAAGCGCAGAGAGACCAAUUUGGUGAGUUGGACCGAGCCGGUGUACGAGAGAAGCUUGAUGAGCUCCUGGAUUACUGCGCCGCCGACGUGGCUAUUACGCAUAGGGUCUACAAGAUUGUAUUCUCCAAUUUCAUCGAGGUCUGCCCUCAUCCUGUCAGUUUUGCUGCCUUGAGGCAUCUCUCCUCAGUCAUACUCCCCGUGAACAAGUCUUGGGAGGAAUACAUCGCCAACGCUGAAGCAACAUAUCAUAAGCUGUCUGACGCUGUGCAAGAACGACUCAUAUCGCUUACGGAAAAGGCUCUGGAAAUCAAAGGAGAUUCCGAGAAGUGGAGCAAUGAUCCAUGGCUAAAACAAUUAGAUUGGUCUGGCCAAGAGAUAAAGAUGGUUAAGGGAAAGAAGAAGAAUGACCCUCCAAGACCGGCUGCCAGACAAAAGAUGCCUGGAAUGCCAAAGUGGUAUAAAGAUCUUUUUGUCAAAAAGGAUGGCCCCAUUGGGCUGUCAGUUCGGACUCGCAUUGUGCCCCUUUUGCUGCGCCUGGCAUGGGAUGGCCAUCCUCUUGUCUGGUCAGACAAGUACGGAUGGACUUUCAGAGUAUCACUUAAGGAGGCUCAGAAGUACAGGGAGAAACAAAUGCCGGAAUGCAAAGACUUUGAUGAGAAGGACUUUGCCCUACGAGAUGACAGGGCCGGUGUUUACUUUAAGGUGCCACACAAAGAUGGGCCUGCUGCUCGAUGUGCUAACCCACUGGCAAAGGGCUACAUGCCCUACUUUGAAAAGGGUGUUCUGUCUUCUGAGUUCGACUACGCGAAGGAGGCAAUCGAGAUGAACUCUUCGUGCUCGUAUUGGAUCAGUGCAAGGGACAGGAUCAUGUCCCAGAUGGUUGUCUAUGAGAGCGACGGUGCGAAAGGACCUGCCCAAGAAGCCAGCAAAUCUGAGACCGGCUAUAUCUUGCCCCAAGUUAUUCCUAUGGGCACUGUUACUAGACGAGCGGUCGAGAAUACCUGGCUUACAGCGAGCAAUGCGAAAGCCAAUCGUGUCGGCUCAGAACUAAAAUCUAUGGUCAAGGCACCUCCAGGGUAUUGCUUCGUUGGAGCAGAUGUGGACUCUGAAGAGCUUUGGAUUGCUAGUCUUGUCGGUGAUGCACAGUUCAAGCUACAUGGUGGUAACGCCGUUGGCUUCAUGACUCUGGAGGGAACGAAAGCAGCCGGGACGGAUCUACAUUCACGGACUGCUUCAAUAUUAGGAAUCACCAGAAAUGAUGCUAAGGUUUUUAAUUACGGACGUAUCUACGGAGCUGGCCUCAAAUUUGCGUCUACUCUGCUCAGGCAGUUCAAUCCAGGGCUAUCCGAAGCCGAGACCACCAAAGUUGCUACAAACCUGUACAAAGCGACUAAAGGGACCAAGACAAGCCGGAAGACACUUCACAAACGUGCUUUCUGGCGCGGUGGAACGGAAUCCUUUGUUUUCAACAAACUUGAAGAAUUCGCUGAGCAGGAACGUCCCCGUACUCCCGUCCUGGGAGCCGGCAUCACCGAAGCGCUCAUGUCACGAUUCGUUAGCCAGGGCGGAUUCAUGACCUCGCGUAUCAAUUGGGCCAUCCAAUCUUCCGGCGUCGACUACCUCCACCUGGUGAUUAUCUCGAUGGACUACCUCAUCCGUCGUUUCAACAUCGAUGCCCGCCUCGCCAUCACCGUUCACGAUGAGAUCCGCUACCUCGUUCGCGAUGAGGACAAAUACCGUGCCGCCAUGGCCUUGCAAGUCUCUAAUGUUUGGACAAGAGCUAUGUUCUCGCAGCAGAUGGGGAUCAACGAUCUACCUCAAUCCUGCGCCUAUUUCUCCGCCGUUGACAUUGACCAUGUACUGAGGAAGGAAGUGGAUAUGGAUUGCAUCACACCUUCCCACCGAACUAAAAUCCCACACGGCGAAUCCCUCGACAUCACCACCCUCCUCUCCAAACCCUCCUCCUACCUCGACCCCACCAUUAUCCCGCACGACCCACCUAAGCUCUCACACAUCAAAUACACGCCCCGCGUCCCCGUAAUGGAGACCCUCCAAUCCGCGAACUCUUCUCUAACCUUCCUCAAAGCGCAAAUCACAGCCGACGACAACGAGCUGCGCGACAUCAUCAAAGAGCAGCGCCAACUGGAUCUCGAGAAAGCCCCCAAACCCGAUCCCAAAUACGCAAAGGACAAGAAACCUCAACGUACGAUCCUGCCAUAUCAAGCAUAUGCGGAACCCAUGAUCGUCAGUGAUGUCUUGGCGCCUAACCGUUUCCGCACCAACACAUUCGAGAACGGGAACCCGAAGGCCAGGAGCUGGGCGUGGGAGGGCCGCCAUGUUGGCGGUAAGGGUGCGAGACCUAUUCCUACCAGCCGUUGGUAA
This is a messenger RNA of Amorphotheca resinae ATCC 22711, 3480 nucleotides long. RefSeq lists its product as hypothetical. Gene Ontology annotation, molecular function: 3'-5' exonuclease activity; DNA-directed DNA polymerase activity; DNA binding. Gene Ontology annotation, biological process: mitochondrial DNA replication. The transcript has 2 exons. The record is from RefSeq and is a predicted model, not a curated record. Lineage: Eukaryota; Fungi; Ascomycota; Leotiomycetes; Helotiales; Amorphothecaceae. The coding region runs from base 43 to 3480 and encodes 1145 amino acids. Gene Ontology annotation, cellular component: mitochondrion; gamma DNA polymerase complex.